Bufo bufo (common toad) is the source of this 5769-nucleotide messenger RNA. RefSeq names its product RAD54 like 2 (gene RAD54L2). Gene Ontology annotation, molecular function: ATP hydrolysis activity; ATP-dependent chromatin remodeler activity; ATP binding. Gene Ontology annotation, cellular component: nucleus. NCBI's taxonomy places the organism in Eukaryota, Metazoa, Chordata, Amphibia, Anura, Bufonidae. The coding region runs from base 1 to 4293 and encodes 1430 amino acids. The record is from RefSeq and is a predicted model, not a curated record. The transcript has 21 exons.
AUGUCUGACGCGUCCAUCUCACCAAGUGAGCCAGACCUGGACCCACAGGAGGAGGAGGACGACGAGGAGGAGGAGGAGGAAGAAGAAGAAGAAGAUGAAGAUGAUGAUGGAGAUGAAGAAGAAGAUGAUGAUGAAGCUGAUGAAGAGGAGGGAUUGGAUGAUGAGAAUGAUGGGGAUGAUGAAGAUGAAGUGCAUGACAAGAAAGAAAAGUCUCAGAGCGCCGCACUGGGUGCAGAAAAUUCUGAGUGCAGCACCGGAGGCGAAGACGAAUGGAAAUGCUCAUCUACCUCAGGGCAGAGUGAAAAAGAGGAGAAGACGACCUCGAAUGAGGAGGCCAAGAUGAAUCGAGCCCAGAAGUCCAUGAACUUCAGGAGGAACAUCAGGAAGCUGCUCCGCGAGGAUCAGCUGGAGGCCGUGACCAAGACCGCGCAGCAGGAGGAGCUGGAAAGACGGAAACGUCUGGAGCAGCAGAGGAAGGAUUACCCCAUCCCCCUGAUCCCCACCCUGCCAGCCGUCCCUCUAGACUUCCUCACUGAGGAGAUCGAGCUGAGGGCGGCGGACGUGUCACAACUUGUGGGGAACCAAGAGAUCAUCUGCCUGGACAGCAGCAGCGGGGAGAGCGAGGACGAGGCGCAGAGGAAGGCCUUCAGUAUUAAGGACGAGGUGAUUGAGCUGAGCUCGGGGGAAGAGGAGUCUCUGCAGAUUGUGGACAGCGGAGAUUCCACGAAUGAGGUCGAUGAGCCGGAUCUCAGUGGGGAGAACAGCGGCUCCCACGUCAACGACGACCUGAACCUGCCCGACGCCUUUGGACAGGUCAUUGUCAAUAUUAACCACCCGCCCAAUGAAAAGGACAUAUUCCUGGCGCCACAGCUGGCCCGAGCUGUCAAACCUCAUCAGAUCGGGGGCAUCCGCUUUCUGUAUGACAACCUCGUGGAGUCUCUGGAGAGGUUUUCCAGCAGCAGCGGCUUUGGCUGUAUCCUGGCGCACAGCAUGGGACUGGGCAAGACCCUUCAGGUCAUCUCCUUCAUAGACGUCCUGUUCCAGCACACCCCCGCCAAGACCGUUCUCGCGAUUGUACCGGUGAACACUCUGCAGAACUGGCUGGCGGAGUUUAACAUGUGGCUUCCUGCUCCGGAGACGUUGCCUCCUGACUAUAACGUGGAGUUUGUGCGGCCUCGAUCCUUCAAGGUUCAUACGCUGAAUGACGAGCACAAAACAACUGCAGCUCGAGCCAAAGUGGUGAAUGAGUGGGUGACCGAUGGGGGCAUGCUCCUGAUGGGGUACGAGAUGUACCGGCUCCUGUCCUUGAAGAAGUCCUUCACCGUGGGCAGAAAGAAGAAGAGCAAGAAAGCAGCGGGGCCGGUGAUCAUCGACCUGGACGAGGAGGACCGGCAGCAAGAGAUGCUACAAGGGAUUGAAAAGGCCUUGUCUCGGCCGGGCCCCGACGUGGUCAUCUGCGAUGAGGGCCAUCGUAUAAAGAACUGUCACGCCAGCACAUCCCAAGCCCUGAAGAACAUCCGGUCCCGGCGGAGGGUGGUCCUGACGGGGUACCCGCUGCAGAACAACCUGAUUGAGUACUGGUGCAUGGUGGACUUUGUGCGGCCGGACUUUCUGGGCACCCGGCAGGAGUUCAGCAACAUGUUUGAGAGGCCGAUCCUGAACGGCCAGUGCACGGACAGCACGCCGCAGGACAGGCGCCUCAUGAGGUACCGCAGCCACGUGCUCCACAGCUUGCUGGAGGGAUUCGUGCAGAGGCGCGGUCACACAGUUUUAAAGGCCCAGCUCCCUUCUAAGGAAGAGCACGUGAUCUUGGUUCGUCUGUCCCCGAUACAGAGGGCGUUGUACACGGAGUUCAUGAACCGCUUCCGGGACGCUGGCAAUAGCGGGUGGCUCGGGCUCAACCCCCUGAAAGCGUUCUGUGUGUGCUGCAAGAUUUGGAAUCACCCGGACGUCCUGUACGAGGCACUCCAGAAGGAGAACUUGGCCAACGAGCAGGAUUUGGAUGUCGAUGAUCUCGCGACAAACACCCGAUGCCAGUCCCAGGGUCCAAAGGUCAAAGUGGAAACUGGGGCCUUAGGGGCCCUGAUGGGAGAGGCGGCCAACAGCAAACUUCUGCAAGGCAUGGGCUUUAAUCCCAACCAAGAGAAAGCCAAUCAGGUGGUGACGUACGAAUGGGCCAAAAAGAUUGUGUGUGACUACCAGCCCGGCGUGCUGCAGAACUCCCCCAAGAUGGUCCUGCUCUUCCACCUGAUUGAGGAAAGCAUGAAACUGGGCGACAAGAUCCUGGUGUUCAGUCAGAGCUUGUCGACACUUUCCAUCAUUGAAGACUUUUUAUCGAAGAGACCGAUGCCGCCCACUCCCGGAAAGGACCAUCCGGAGCGCAGCACCUGGGUCAGGAACGUCCACUAUUACCGGUUGGAUGGAAGCACUUCAGCCUCGGAAAGGGAACGCCUAAUAAACCAGUUUAAUGACCCUGCAAAUGAGAAUGUCUGGCUGUUCCUGCUGUCCACGCGUGCUGGCUGCCUGGGUGUCAAUCUGAUAGGUGCUAAUCGGGUGGUUGUCUUCGAUGCCUCCUGGAACCCGUGUCAUGAUGCCCAAGCCGUGUGCCGCGUCUACAGAUACGGUCAGAGGAAACCUUGUCACAUUUACCGUCUAGUGUCGGACUUCACCUUAGAGAGGAAGAUCUACGACCGCCAGAUCACCAAGCAGGGAAUGUCGGAUCGCGUGGUCGAUGAUCUCAACCCGGAUGUCAACUUCACCCGGCGAGAGGUGGAGAAUCUGCUGCAUUUUGUGGAGGAGGAGCCGGAUCUGUCCCGCAAGCACCUGGAGCCCUCCGCAUUCAAUGAGAUUGUGCUGCAGAACGCCUGUAUUUCAUACCCGCACCUCAUCACCAAGGAUCCUUUCCAGCACGAAUCUCUUCUCCUGGAUCGUAAGGAGCAGAAGCUGACGCUGGCUGAAAAGAAAGCAGCGAAGCGCGGUUACGAGGAGGAGAAGAGGGCUUCUGUGCCCUACACCCGACCGUCCUAUACCCAGUACUACCCAGCACCAGACCACAACCUGGCAAACAUCCCAGCGUUCAGCCAGAGAGGCUGGCGGCCAUUGCUGAAGAUGGAUGAGAGGCCGGUGGCCAGCGUCCGACCUCUGCAGUCCACACCCAUCCCCAUGAUGCCCCGGCACAUGCCUGUCGGCCAUGGUGGUUCUGCCUCCGGCUCUGUUCCUCCCUUCAACUUCCCAGUUAACUACCUGCAGAGGGCAGGGGUCCUUGUUCAGAAGGUGGUCACCACCACAGAUAUCGUCAUACCCGGAAUGACCACAUCCACGGACGUUCAGGCGCGAAUUAGUGCGGGCGAGAGCAUUCACGUUAUCCGGGGCACAAAAGGAACGUACAUCCGUACCAGUGACGGGCGGAUAUUUGCCAUCAGGUCAAGCAGCAAACAGAAGAGCUCUGACGCGCGGCGUUCUGCGCAAUUAGGUGCCCAGGGGCAGAGCCUGGCCGGGGGUCCGCCUGGACCAUACAUGAGUAACGGGCGGCACACGUCUAGUCCCUCCUCCCAGGACCGCCAGGAGCCCUCCCGCCUGCUCUCUCCAGACAGCCCGGAGAUUCUCAGCGAGCUUCAGCAGUACGCAGAGGCGGCAGCGGGUUCACGCAGCUCUCACGGCACCCCUCAACUUCCGAACCCCAACAUUCAGCUUCAAGGUCUGAUUCAGGCACCCAAAACGCAAGCCAGAAAGCGGAAGGAGCACCCUGACCAGUCCAGCCAGUGGUCGUCCAGUAAGAGGCACCCCUUCAGCCAGCUGCCGUACUCAGGUUUGGGCGGCUUUGGCAUCACCCCCUCCUCACUGAACCACAGCUUAUCGAGGGCAGCGAACUCUGUGUAUAUGGGGGCCGGCGGUGGUGCCGCCUCCCGCUUCCAGCUGCCCUCCUUGCUGUCGGACCCACAGUUAGGCCUCCCGAUGGUUCCUGACCCUCUGCUGACCCCCACCUCGGGCACCUCCUCAGCCCCCUCCAGUGUGCCCCCAUACCUCCUGCCCCCAUCUUUCUCUCUGCCCUUCACGCAGCCAUUGCCGGCUCAGACACGAAUGUUUGCCCCGUUCCCAUCUUCGAUGCUGAGCCGCGGACUCUCCACCAACAGCGCGGCGUCGACCUUCCCCAGCUACCUCUCCCCCCAGCCCGGCUACCAACCUCCAGCCGCCGGCGCUGCUUCCCACGCCCUCCCGCGAGGUGAGGGCGAGCUGGAGUCCAGCGAGGAGGAUGGGAAGGACGAUGACGUGGUGGAGGUAACAGGGAAGUGAGGACAUGCUGGCAGGAGCUGUUGGCAGAGGACUGUGCCUCCCCCGCUCCAGUCGUGGGGGUAAGUGCUCUAGCGCCCUGAGGAUACUGGGGUAACAAGCACAGUUUAAACAUUCUCGUCAUUCCACGGGGGGGGGCAGGACAGCGGGGUCCCCUCCCCCAGAACUUCUGACCAUAAGACGAGGGUCGGACUUCCACAGAGACUUUCCAUCCAGAACACGACUGCGCAGGCAGAGUCCAUGUCACACGUCAGAUGCUGGGGUCUGCAUUGAGGGGUGCGCUGAUGUGUCUGGGGGGGGGUCAUCCGCCGUUUCCUGUGUGUUGUCAGACUUGUCCUACCUUCAUAGGAGCCGUCGCUUCGAGAGAAGUUUUGUUAAGAAGUCACAUUAAAAUUAGUUGCAGAUCAGACUCAUCCGGCAGGGAAGGGGUUAAUGCCGGCCGUUUACCGUAUGUUAUCUUCUGUUCCGUCAGUCACCGGGCGGCGAAGAUGGGGGCGCAGUGUUAAGGGGAUGGGGGGGAGGGGCAAGCAGAAAGUGGGGGUGAGGGUCCCCUGGAAUGAUGGCGGCCGCUCAGUGACUCGCGCUAUUCUCCAUUGUCAGCGUCAUCUCUUCUGUGGUCAGAUGUCCAAGGGGUUAAUCCACGGGACAAGUGACUGGUGUGGGGGUCUGACAACUGGGACCCCCACUGAUCAUGAGAACGGGGGUCCUGUGUCUUGUAUUUCAGUGGCGCGGGGAGGCUGCGCGCUGCUAUUCCCUUUUAACCCUUAAGCGCUGCACCGCUGAUCUCCGGCAGAAACAUGGGGGAUGAGGGGGCGUAGUGGGGGCCACAGAGGUAUCCACCCGGACACACGGAAGAGGAGGACACCGGGGGUCUUCGGAGCCGACCUCUCCGGGUUACACAAUUAAUUGCAGAUUUAACCCUUUACCACCCCCCCCCCCUUUCCAUCCCUCAUUUUCUUUAAGGGAUAAAAUGCUAACGAUCAAAUGUCCACGGUUAAAUAGUUCAAUGUGGUGAGGAGGCGGCCUGGUCUGUACCGCCGCGCACACCGUCAGUUAACCCAGUCACUGCUGCUGACACGGCGGUAGACGGCAUAGAUGCUCAGGAUUAUCCACAGCGAGGUAUGAACGGUCUCGAGGUCCCGAGCUCCUCUCCGGCGUAACAUCUCGCACAGAUUUGCCAAAUUCAUUGUUUGCGCCCAUUAAGUCUGCGCAGGAAUAUUCCCUCAGGGGGUGGUGAGGCACGAGGCGCCAGUACCUCGCCGAUGUCACCUGGGCCUCGUGUGAUGCAAGGAAUAGUGUAGAGCGCAGGGCGGACAUUAUAUCGCCACUCACCUGUUUAUAGAUAUCUAUUUAUUUCUACGGUCUCGUGCCCCAUGUCAUUUAUAUAUAUGGAAAGACGCACACGAGCAGUUACUCCGGGCGGUCACAGCGGCGAGGUUCUCGACUACCUGACUUUAUGGUUUUCUUUUUUUGUAAAAU